AUGGCUAGCAUACCCGCUUCGGAGAUGUUUCCAGGUCCUCCAAAGGUCGCUUGCUACACGAUGAGGGUGAGGAUGACAGAGAGGUACGACCCUAAGAUAGCUGAAGCGAUGAUAAAGCUUCUAAUCAAUCAGCACGAACGCGUGGGGGGACUCAACCCAACCGACUUGGCCUUGGCCCUGGCUUUGGCCCUCGCCUUCGGCAGUGAUUUCCAUUGA
Perkinsus marinus ATCC 50983 is the source of this 216-nucleotide messenger RNA. RefSeq lists its product as hypothetical. Bases 1 to 216 code for a protein of 71 amino acids. Lineage: Eukaryota; Perkinsozoa; Perkinsida; Perkinsidae. The transcript is spliced from 2 exons. The record is from RefSeq and is a predicted model, not a curated record.